Caenorhabditis briggsae is the source of this 447-nucleotide messenger RNA. Gene Ontology annotation, molecular function: signaling receptor activity. The transcript has 3 exons. Bases 1 to 447 code for a protein of 148 amino acids. NCBI's taxonomy places the organism in Eukaryota, Metazoa, Nematoda, Chromadorea, Rhabditida, Rhabditidae. The record is from RefSeq and is a predicted model, not a curated record.
AUGAUGGUUGACUGCCCGAGUGAAUGUGCAUCAGGAUGGUUGUAUUACGAUUCUCAUUGCUACAAAAAAUACAACACUCCUUCAACGUAUACACAAGCGGUCAGCGCUUGUCAAAGCCUUGGAGCCGAAUUGGUGAGCAUUGACAGUUUCGCAGAGAAUGAAGCGUUGAGAAAAGCCUAUGACACAAACACCUUGGUCAAUGAAGCAGAUGAAACAUGGAUUGGGUUGAAGUACAUGAGUGGAUCCUGGAUGUGGUCCGGUGGAUCAUCGGCAAGUUACUUGAAUUGGGCUCCUAGCCAGCCAGCGUCCAAUCAAUGUGCUCAAAUGAUAACUGAUCCUUUGAACAAUGCCACGUAUCAAUACCUUCGUGGCGGAUGGAAGACGUACGAUUGUUCCAAGACAUCAGCCAGUUAUAUUUGUGAACAACCUGUUAUAGAUUGGGAUUAA